CAAACAACAAUCCCUCUGUCAUUGCCCAGCAUUACAUAAACUGUGUCAAGAGUCUUGGCGUAAUACCAAUGAGACUGCGAACAGACCUAGGCACAGAGAACGGGACUAUGGCAGCAGUACAAUGUACCCUCCGGCAUGCGCAUACGGAUUAUUAUGCUGGAUCAUCAAGCCACAGUUACGGAUCAUCCACAGGGAAUCAACGCAUCGAGUCAUGGUGGUCUUCUUUCAGGAGAGGAAGGUCUCAGUUUUGGAUGGACUUGUUCGGAGAUUUAAGAGACUCUGGAAACUUCAACGGAAGCCAUGAGCACCAGUGCUUGCUCAGAUUCUGCUUCACCAGAGUUCUGCAGAAAGACCUGGAUGAAUGCAAAGGUCUCUGGAAUAACCACAGGAUCCGGCCAAGCAGACUUGCAUCAUGUCCUGGGGGGAUUCCUAACGAACUCUAUCUCUUGCCUCACAGAUAUGGAUCAAGAGAUUGUGGAUUUCCUGUUGAGGACAGCGAUCUGGAUGUUUUCCCAGAAGCAAGUCAGGUGACAGAGUUGUGUGGGAUAAAGACAUCGAGGAAUACCUACAGGAAGCCAUGCAACAACAUGGACAACAGCAGUCACAAGACUGGGAGAAAGGGUGAAUCACUCAAAAACUCAAGAUGUGGGGAUGGGAUCAUCCUGCUGGUGGAAUCGUUGUGA
Poeciliopsis prolifica (blackstripe livebearer) is the source of this 683-nucleotide messenger RNA. RefSeq lists its product as uncharacterized. NCBI's taxonomy places the organism in Eukaryota, Metazoa, Chordata, Actinopteri, Cyprinodontiformes, Poeciliidae. Bases 69 to 683 code for a protein of 204 amino acids. The record is from RefSeq and is a predicted model, not a curated record. The transcript has 4 exons.